UAACACUAAUAUUCUGUAGCCAUGUAGGUAGCAAGCAGAAGACCACUUCGUAGGAGAUUGAUGAGAGAAUGGAAGAUGACAUUUUCGCAGCGGUCGCAGUAACAGCCUCCUCAGAAACCGAGCAACCUGGCCAACUGCCCAGCUCCGCGGACCUAGCUGUACCCCACUCUGUGCUCCUGCCUCUUGUUUCAGUUUAUAAGGUUCUCGUCCAACACUUCAACUUAGCCCAUCUUAUAUUCGAGGAGUUUUGUGCUGCUGUAACGCAUCAUGAUCACAGCAGUAUUGUGAGUGAUGUUCAUGUGGCUCUGCUCGAUGAGCUUAUUGCUAAGGACGUGGAACAAUCCUCAUCUUAUAACACCUACGAUCUGCUGAGCUUAGAGGAGCUUGAUGAAGUCACGUGGCCCUGUGCACUGAGACUAUACCUUCAGCGCAGUAGGAGUGCAGCUACAUUCACCGGGGAUUACUACACUUUGCCAGUCGAGAAGAGAGUUGAAAUUCUCCUUUACCUAACGAGAUAUGUGCAUGAAUUCGACGAAAAAGCACCAUCGAUAUACAACUCCAGUUCACUUGGCACAGACUCUGAAGGAGCUACUUACUGGUUUGUUCUACGCAGGCUCAUCCUUCACUCCAGUAGUGAAGGUACGCGGUACUACAGCAGCAAGGACAGAUUAGACGAAAUUAUCCUUAAACUUCAGUCAGGCACUCCAGAGGAUACCAAUGUGCACGAUGCGAUAAAACAAAACUAUUUCGACUACGUAGAGAGGAUGAACGAAACACUGGUUGAUAUUGUGUUUUCCUAUAAAACCACACAAACCAGAACACUUCAGUCACCCACAAAAUACUCUGGUAUAACAUACGGAGAUCAGCAGACCAGCACAGUACUAAGGAAGGAUGUCGAGAGUAUGCCCCUCACCUCACUCCUCUCACUCUUCCAACAAGCUACCGACGACAACUUCACUUUCGGAGCGGACAAGCUCUAUCUCAAGUACAAAGGUAAGUGUAACAGCUACAAGCUGACGGCCGCCCUAUCCAACAAGCUCAAACAGACCAGUUCAACUGUUAGAGAGCAGCUCUCCUGGAAAUCUUCUUCUCCAGACCAGGUUAAACUACUGAGAAACACGCUUCUCAACAUGUCGAGUAACAUCCCUAAGUACUUCAUGCACGACGCGUGGUCCAAACGGCGCAGUGCCUGGGAGAAUGCGCUUCUCAAAGCAGGAAAUGCACACCAUCUCGCUGCCUGUCUUGCAUUCCUGGAGUCGCAUAUCAGACCCGUUAUAUUCGCUCCUGAUUGGACCAAGUUAGAAGAGCCAGCAAAGGAAGAAACUGAAGAAGAAACUGAAAAAGAAACUGAAAAAGAAACUGAAAAAGAAACUGAAAAAGAAACUGAAAUGGAUACUGAAACGGAACCUGUUUCUACUGAUACCCCAACUGUCAGUACUUCGGAAGAGGACAAACCCACUGACGAAGGGUUCGACGAAGAAAUCAAACCUUUGGACGAAGAAAUGAAAGACGUUGAGGAUUCAAAACCCGCAGCUGAAACUGAAGAUCAAGCAGCUGUAGAGGAGACAGAAGAAGCAAAGGAAGAAACAAAGGAAGAAACAAAGGAAGAAAAGCAAGAAGAAAUCCCUCCUCCGGCAGACACACCAGAAGACAUCGAACCCUCUCCCUCCAACAAAAGGAAGAGCCCUAGAAAAAUUACAAAGAUUUCUAUGGAUGGUGAAGAAUACAGGAAAAAUAACGGUAUUGGUUGGACGUACGAGAGCAAAAGUUCGUCAGGUCAUACUGGAUCACGUGACAAGGCCAAGAAAUGCGAUCGUCUGACUCGAGUUGUCAACAAACUCCAGUGCACAAAGGGUAGCUCGAUAGAUUCUCCUUCCAAACGAGUAAUCUCGAUGCCACACGGUUUCAAGAAGAUAGUGGGUCCUGACGGUAAGGUGAUGUUCGCUCUGCCACCCGGUGCUAAAAUAAUCCGACAAAAUAGCGUCACCAAGGUGAUAAUGUCAGCGAGUAGCCUGACAACUGGCUCUCCCACUGCGGUACAAGUAAUCCCCUCAGACAACAAGGAAAACAGGUCACCUUCCGACAAUAGCCAGAGGAAUAUCGUUCUUUCCAAAGAGGUAGUGCAAACACUGCUGAAGCGUCCAGAACUCAACAUCAAAGGAAACGUUACGCUUAAACGACGUCAAGUAGCGCCCACGGUUAAACCCGACGAUCCCGCACAACUUCUUCAGCGACUUUUCCAGAGUUGGAACUCUCAGAACACCCCUGAUAUUAAGAGUCACAGUUUACCGGAGAGAAAGCAACGAAAACUGGGACGAACCGCAGGUACAACCAUGUUACACGGAUAUUUGUACGAUACGAGCAACGCAUUCUGUGUAGCUAACUCGCAGAAUAUGUGGAGAAUGGCACUUAGGAAGAGCUGUGAUAUCGCUGAUAUCGGCACAUUGAUAUCCAUGUUACAUUCCCACAUAAUUUGGCCUGAACUGAGGUCUCUGACAGUCCUGACAGAGAAUCAGUAUAUCUGUGAUGAAAGCACAUUCGUGCAGCGGAUUAUUGUGGAGAGUCGCCAAGAUAAAAACAAUGAACUGGCCAAGCAAUACAAGAUCGUUGUGAUGAAACAAAAACGAAAUGAUGAAGAGUUGCAAGAGAUUCCAAGUGCUUCCAUCAAGACAGCUAUGUUGGAAUUGGACGAAGGGAUCCACGACAUAUGGGUAUCUGAAGAUAUGGUUACCUUGGGUGAGGCCUAUACUUAUCUCUAUAACCAGGAGAAACUGAAGUCUAUCGAAUCUGCUAAAAUUCUGGAAGAAAAGAAGAAAGACGCUGCCAAGAGUGAGACAGAUUCUUUGUUACCCAGAUGGCAGGGAGAAGAGUCUGCUGACAAGAAAUACUAUGUUGAUUCUGAAAUAUCAACUGUAGUACGCAGAGUACUCACCAACAUUUUGGACAGAGUGGAAAUGGAGGACAUGCGGGAGAAAGAGAGGAAAGGAAAGAGAAAGAAGGCAAAGAAACCUUUGGGUAGAAUGCCAGGGAGGAGUGCAGAUGAGAAGGAACAGAUCAAAUACUUUGGAAAACUUGACAUUCUUCUCGGCCGCAGAAAGGAACAACUGAAGAAAACGUUCUUCAAGAAGAGACAGUACCUUGCUCACAAGAUCAGGGAAGAGAUCAAGUUUGAGGAAGAAGAAAACAAGAGAAUUGCAGACAAGAUAAUGAGGGAAGAAGAGGAAGAAAUGGCCCAGAAGAGGAAAAAGACACAGGAAGCUGACAGACGAAAGAAAGAUAAGGAAAAGAAGAUCAGGAAAGCCCAAGAGAAGAUCGAGAAGAAAUUACUACGUCUUCAGAAAAAUGUGGACGACAUGAAGGACACGAGUGUUGCAAUGAAGAAACCCAAAUCUCCUGGCCGACCGUCCUUCAAAUCUCCUGGUCGACCCUCGUUCAAAUCACCUAAAGCGAAGAAGGGUUCCAUCAGAAUAGAACCACAGUUGAUUAAACCUGUGUACAAGAACAAAUUACAGCCCAAGACCAAGUUCAAAUUCCCACCUAAGAAACCUGUGGUUAAAAAAUCGUCAGGAAAAAUGUCCCUAACCCCAACUAUUGCCAGAGUAUCAUCAUCACCAGUCUCAAAACCCGGCCCUAAAUCCAGAAUCAGACUGCCCCCACUAGACAAACCAAAAGAUGUGGAGAAGAUCCUAGGCAAACGAAAAUCUAAACCCGCCCGACCAGGUACAGCAAAGAGGCUCUGUGUGGAAAUCACCCCCAUAAAACUCUCCAAACGAAAGAGGGAAGCCUUGGAACAACGGCUGAACAAAUACCAGCGUUCCAUUGCUAGAAAACUUACUUCAAACGAUAUUUCACAUCCUACUAUUGACUUUGGUGCUAAGAAGAGGCCGACUCUGAAGUUGAAACAGAAGAGUCCAAGUGCAGGUAGAUAA
Molecule: messenger RNA, 3929 nt
Organism: Bolinopsis microptera
Lineage: Eukaryota; Metazoa; Ctenophora; Tentaculata; Lobata; Bolinopsidae
Exons: 21
Coding region: 69-3929 (1286 amino acids)
Biological process (GO): regulation of transcription by RNA polymerase II
Cellular component (GO): NURF complex
Molecular function (GO): RNA polymerase II cis-regulatory region sequence-specific DNA binding
Source: RefSeq, a predicted model, not a curated record